AUGAGGUUGUACGCAGAGGGGAAGCUGGAGCAGCAUCUGAACCAAAAGGCCGCUCGCAUGGCUAAAAUAUCAAGGGCCGACGCUGUCAGCACUCCUGUCAUCGACUACGACGACAUGGCUUACAUGGCUGAAACACCGCAGACGUUCGUCGUAUUCCUUGACUCCGGAUCGUCGAAUCUCUGGGUGCCGGAUUCAACCUGCUCUGAAGGACAGUCAUCGAGUUGUGGUACCUACUGUGAGCAGUCACCAUACGAUCUCUGUCUAACAUUCUGCCAACCCGAGUGUUGCAAGCAUUCCGGCAAUGUUCUUGCAACGAAGAAUGCCUGCACAACCAAGCACAGCUUCAAUCAGUCAUUGUCCAGCACCUACGUAAGACAACCAGGUACCUUUGCGAUGAGCUAUCAAACUGGUGACGUCAGCGGAUUCUACGGACAGGACACUUUCUGCCUCUACAACUCCACGGUUUGUGCAGCCCAGCAAGUCUUCGGACAAGUGACCCAGAUGGCAGAAGCGUUUGACAAACAGCCCGAAGAUGGUAUGAUCGGCCUUGGAUGGCCAGCUCUGGCCUAUGACUCAAUCACUCCCCCGAUGUUCAAUCUACUCAAUCAGGGAAUGCUUGAUCAGCCAUACUUUGUCGUAUACAUGCGACAAAUCCUGGGACCAUUUCUUGCGGUCGAUGCGGAGGACAGUUGGACUGUUGGUGGUCUGGACAAUAUCACUUGCUCGCUACUUACGAUCCUAUUCCGUUGA
Molecule: messenger RNA, 750 nt
Organism: Cooperia oncophora
Lineage: Eukaryota; Metazoa; Nematoda; Chromadorea; Rhabditida; Trichostrongylidae
Source: the annotation of a GenBank genome assembly